CACCGACUGUAUACAGGGAAGUGGCGCUAUGAGGACUUUCCGUCCAACUUUCUGAUCAUAUUCGGUUCCUGUGUGCGUGAGUUCUGACAUGAGAUUUCUACUGACGCUUCUGUGUUUUACUCUGGAUCUGUUGUCGUGCCUCUAUGUGAGGGCACAUACCAGACCUCUCUCUCAACAGUCGUCGAGGUGGCCCGUCCCAUACAGGCGGGUUGAUGAAAGGCCAGAUGUGGAUUCGUACUGCGAAGCCCUGUACCCAUUUUGCCCUAAUGGUGAUCGAGAUGGACGAAUACCCUACAUGAGGGACACUGAUAGCAUUUCAGUAUAUCGACUGCAAGCACCAGUAUGGGAGUUCAAGUAUGGAGAUUUAAUGGGCAAAUUUCAUAUUAUGCAUGAUGCCAUCGGAUUCAGCAGCGCUGAGACUGAGAGUAACUACACGAUGGAGUGGUACGAGCUGUUCCAGCUGGGCAACUGCACUUUCCCUCACCUGAGAGCCAACGCCAGUGCUCCGUUUUGGUGCAACCAGGGUGCUGCGUGCUUCUUCGAGGGCGUAGAUGAUGUGCACUGGUCUCAAAAUGGCACCCUGGAAAAAAUUGGAGUCAUCACUGGUGACAUGUUUAAUGACAUGGCCCAGUGGGUGCAGGAGGAUAACCAGACGGGAAUCUACUACGAAACGUGGACGGUGCGCUCCGACCCGGGCCCGAACGCCACGGUGUGGUUCGAGUCCUUCGACUGCUCCCAGUUUGUCCACCGCACCUACAGGAAGCUGGCCGACCUCGGGGCCAAACUGUCCAGCAGCUCCCCGACCAAAUACACCAAGGUCUACCUGUACAGUGGAGAGCCCACCUACCUUGGGAACGACAGCACCAUAUUCGGACAGCCCUCCAUGAAAGACCUGGCAGCAGACAUCCAGAAAUUCUACUACACCUUCAGGCCCCACCAGUCCUACGUAGACUUUGCCAUUAGUUUAGUGGACAUUUAUGAGAAGGUGGUGGUGCACAAGAACUUCUACCUUUAUUACAACUCUGAGUAUUGGCAUCUGCCGAUGAAACCGCCCUAUAUGCAAAUUGUUUACGAGGAGGUGCCCUUACCCUAAUGUAUGCUUAUAUUCUGUUUGCUCUCUAUUUGCCUUAAGAAUUUAAUGCUAAGCCUGGUUAACUGGUUAAGAUCAAACAACUGUAAUUAUUGGAGUGGUCUGAUGUUUUCAGACUGUAUUUUUCUGUAGGAUUUAGUCAGAUGACUGUAUCGAAAUUGUAUAUUGAAACAUACAUUUUUCCUCUCGAUGUUUUAACCUAAUGGAUGUAUUACCUGCUGCCUCAACCACUGUGUUUUUAAGUCAAUCUGUGUUACAAAGUGUUUUCCAUAGUUGCUAUUGUUGGCGCGGCCCAGAUCCCCUUUAAUGUAUAAGAUGACCUGUUAUUUUCUAAAAAUAUCAUUUUUCCACAUGUGUAAUAAAAAGGACAUGUUCAGCAGUGUCUUGGUAGUAAUUGAAGUCACUUGCUAUUCGUGGCAAAUUUAUUCUAAUGAAAUUCUUGAUCCCUAGCCAAGACCAAAGGCUGAAGAAGACCAUGAAUGAUCUGCACUCAAUUCUUCUAAAGAUAUAACCCCACCGUUUUGCAAUGAUUGGUUCUUUGGACUUAAAAUGUAUUUAAUUAAAUUAAGAUUGACCAGUCAGUCUGAAUGACUAAUCCCAAAGUAUACAAUCCUUUUUACCAACUAAUAGGUUUGGAAGCCCUGGUAUUAAUGUUCAUUUGUUAUUUCCGUAUCAACAAGUAAAAGUUGUAAAGUUAACAUAUACAUUCACAAUUCUUUAUUCCAUGAUCACAUGUCCAUAACAAUUGAUUUAAUCAAUAAAGCAACCGGUAAAGCAAACUUGAAAAAGCAUUUGCCAUACAGAACAAAAGUUAAAAUAGCUGCUUGGUCAAUACCAGUUAACUUUGAUUUAAUUUACUUCAGU
Molecule: messenger RNA, 1954 nt
Organism: Gadus chalcogrammus (walleye pollock)
Lineage: Eukaryota; Metazoa; Chordata; Actinopteri; Gadiformes; Gadidae
Gene: cln5
Product: CLN5 intracellular trafficking protein
Exons: 4
Coding region: 89-1093 (334 amino acids)
Biological process (GO): lysosome organization
Cellular component (GO): lysosome; lysosomal membrane
Molecular function (GO): hydrolase activity, acting on glycosyl bonds
Source: RefSeq, a predicted model, not a curated record